This is a messenger RNA of Candida dubliniensis CD36, 1242 nucleotides long. RefSeq names its product elongation factor 1 gamma domain-containing protein (gene CAM1-1). Gene Ontology annotation, cellular component: cytoplasm; nucleus. Gene Ontology annotation, biological process: translational elongation. Gene Ontology annotation, molecular function: translation elongation factor activity. The transcript has a single exon. The record is from RefSeq and is a predicted model, not a curated record. The coding region runs from base 1 to 1242 and encodes 413 amino acids. Lineage: Eukaryota; Fungi; Ascomycota; Pichiomycetes; Serinales; Debaryomycetaceae.
AUGUCUCAAGGUACUUUAUAUAUUAUGGAGGUUUCUCCAAGAUCUUCAAUCUUAGUUGAUCUUAUUAAAUAUUUCAAAUUAGACAUUGAAAUCAAUGCUGAUACUCAAUCUGAAUCUUUCAUCAAGAAAUUCCCAUUAGGUAAAACUCCAGCUUUUGUUGGUGCUAAAGGUUUCAAAUUAACUGAAACCAUUGCUAUUGCCAAUUAUAUUUUAUCUUUAAUUCCAAAUCAAAAAUUAUUAGGUAAAAACAAUCAAGAAUAUGCUAGUAUUAUUAAAUACGUUUCCUUAUUAAAUCAAGAAGGAAUUAAUUCUUGGGUUGGAGCAUUUUUCAAAUUAAAUGGUAGAUUUCCAUACAAUAAGAAAGAAGUUGAUGAAAAUUUGAAAACUUUUAAUAUUAUUGGUGAAGUUUUAGAAAAAAGAUUAAAUGAUUUCACUUAUUUAGUUGGUGAAAGAAUUUCUUAUGCUGAUUUAUUUGCUGUUAAAGUUGUUAUUAGUGCUGUUGCUACUGUUUUCGGUAAACCAUUUUUAACUAAAUAUCCAAAUGUUGCUAGAUGGAUUAAAACUAUUUCUCAAAAUGAAAUUUUCCAAGGUCAAUUCAAAGAUCUUAAAUUCCCAGAACAACAAUUAGCUUUUAUUCCACCAAAGAAAGAAAAGAAGAAAGAUGCUGCUCCAAAGAAGGAUGCUGCUGCUCCAAAGAAGAAGGAAGCUACUCCAGCUGCUGCUUCUGAAGAACCAGCUCCAGCUCCAAAACCUAAACAUCCAUUGGAAGCUUUAGGUAAACCAAAGAACCCAUUAGAUGAAUGGAAAAGAACUUAUUCUAAUGAAGAAACUAGAGAAGUUGCCAUUCCAUGGUUCUGGAAAAACCAAUAUGAUCCAGAAGAAUGGUCAUUAUGGAAAGUUGAUUAUAAAUAUAAUGAUGAAUUAACUUUAACUUUUAUGUCCAAUAAUUUAGUUGGUGGAUUCUUUAACAGAUUAUCUGCUUCAACUAAAUAUAUGUUUGGUUGUAUGGUUGUUUAUGGUGAAAAUAAUAAUAAUGGUAUUACUGGUGCUUUCUUGGUUAGAGGUCAAGAUUAUGUUCCAGCUUUUGAUGUUGCCCCAGAUUGGGAAUCUUAUGAAUUCACUAAAUUGGAUGGUUCUAAUGAAGAUGAUAAAAAAUUCAUCAAUAAUAUGUUUGCUUGGGAUGAACCAGUUGUUGUUAAUGGUGAAAAAAGAGAAAUUGCCGAUGGUAAAGUCUUUAAAUAA